AUGCUUCUGUAUACCAGAAAGGCACCUCCAAAAGUUCCUAAGAAAAGGUCAAGAGCCGCUAACAUUGGUUGUUAUAAAAGGUUGUAUAUAUUGAAGAAGAAAUGUAACGAGGUGCGACCACGAUGCGAUCGAUGUACAGAUCGAGGUCUGCAAUGCCAAUAUGAAGCAGUAAAGCCACGGAAACGAAGAAGGGCGUCGUCUGCGGAAUCUGCACUUUCGCACGAAUCCGGCUCCCCGGGUUCUGAUCGCGAACAAUGGCCGCGACAAUAUCCACAAAGCCUCAGCAUAAUUACAAAUAAAGAUGUGGAAAAUGUACAAAAUAAAUGGGAGGAAAAAACACAAUAUCCAUUAUCUGCAAUCUCCGAACAUUCGAGUUUUACCUGGGGAAGCUUUUACGAGAAUGACGACGAAGUGGAGGAGAUACCACGGGAAGACCUAUAUGUCAAUUCUCCUCCAGCCGGCACACUCGUUCGAACACAAAGUCAAUACCCAGAUUUAGCAAUGAUUGCUCCUUCGCCGGUUGCUUCUCCUCUUCUCGCAUUUAGUUCACCACUUGUACAACGCGGUAACUCCAGUAUUGUACAUGGCCAUCUGAAAGGAGCGAUGACAAUUAUGAGCUCUAGACAUGAAGAGCAGACUCCAACGAGCAUAUUUCUCGAGCGGGCCUUUCGGUUUUACGAUGUCAUUACGGCUCUUUCUUUAGGUACACCUCCGAAUAGUACGACGCAGCCUACAACAAGUCCAUUCUCUUUUCCAAGUGUACCCGAUGACGAGAACAAAGAUUCACAAUUAAAUUCGGUUGACACACUCCUUGGACUAUCGACAGAACUAUGGCCAAUCAUUCAUCGACUUUCCCAUCUCCUCUCUUACAAAUCUUCUCUCCAAUCCGCCAUUGAAGAUGGUCUGUUGAGUAAGGCUAGCGUUUUGCGGACUGAACUCGAAAGUACAUCUAAGGCUAUAGAAAUGGCUCUGACGAACUGGAAGCCAAGCUUCGUGGCUAAAGGGCCAUCCUCACCUAAGGAAAACGAAGCUGAAGACACUUCUUCAAAGUAUGAUAUCGAUCCCCAGGAGGCACGUAUGCAAACUAUCCUCAACAAUGCUGAAGCAUAUCGUCACUCUGCAUUUGUAUACCUCUAUCGGACCAUUCAUUCCCACCCCAGAUCCCACCCUGUAGUUCAAAAACAUACAAAACUUUCCUUAAUUGCCUGCGCAAACGUCGUUGGCUUAGCCGAGAUGUGCAAUGACGGACCCAUGUCUGCAUUAUUGUGGCCAUUAUUUGUAGCAGCAUGUGAAGCGGAAACUGAAAGCGAUAGGGAAUUGGCGACGAAAGCUUUUGGAAAGACGGAGAGGAGACAAGGAAUGCGGAACAUUAUGCGUGCUUGGGAAGUGGUGCAAGAGGUUUGGAGGAGGGCUGAUGAUGGCACAUAUGAGGAUGGAGAUUGGAGGGGGAUAUGUGAGAGUAGAGGAUGGAAUAUUGUUUUAGGGUAG
This is a messenger RNA of Sclerotinia sclerotiorum 1980 UF-70, 1488 nucleotides long. RefSeq lists its product as hypothetical. Gene Ontology annotation, molecular function: zinc ion binding; transcription cis-regulatory region binding; DNA-binding transcription factor activity, RNA polymerase II-specific. NCBI's taxonomy places the organism in Eukaryota, Fungi, Ascomycota, Leotiomycetes, Helotiales, Sclerotiniaceae. Bases 1 to 1488 code for a protein of 495 amino acids. The transcript has 5 exons. The record is from RefSeq and is a predicted model, not a curated record. Gene Ontology annotation, biological process: positive regulation of transcription by RNA polymerase II. Gene Ontology annotation, cellular component: nucleus.